AGAGAAGAGGGAGUGGGGAGAGGUAGAGGGGCAGACAGAGACGGAGAGAUGCAGCAGGAGGAGACAGUCUGGCUGGUCAAUACUCAUAACUCAGAUGACAGUCCACACAUGACUACAAUCACGCACUUGUCUCCCUGACUGUGUCGUUUGCCUUUUUCUAUGUUAUCACCCUGCAAACCCAGCCAGAGGGAGCCCCGUCAUUUCAGCUGCAAACGAGAAAUUUCACAACAUGAGGUGCAGAACUCUCCUGCUCACUUCUUAAAGGUGGAGUACAGCAACAGGAACCUCCUGCUCUAUGCUGCAGGGAGGCAGAGCACUCUGUCUCUCCAACUGCUUCCAUGGAAUAACUAAAGUUCUCAGGAUGUCAGGAAUGGAAAUCCCAGCGGUGGAUUUAAACAGCUCGCGCCUGGACAACGUAACGCUCCUGAAGCCCAUUCCCACCUCCAUUUCCACCGCAGUGGACUCCUCCUUGUCCUCCUCUGCCGCCGAACGUCUGGAGAACGUCUACGUCUACGUCUCCAUCUUCCUCAGCCUCCUGGUGUUUCUGCUCCUGCUGCUGGUCAUCGCGCUCCACAGACUCAAGAACACCGUCUCCUCCACCUCCUCCUUCCCAGAAUGUACCAGCAAUGGAGGGAACUCUUUCACCAACAUUGAAAUUUGCAGCUUGUCUUCGCAAAGGUCAACGGUGUCUUCCUUAUCUUGCUGAGGCUAAGAGUUCUCAAAAUAAGCAUGUACUACUCAUGAAUUCUGACACACACACACACGCUCAAAAAAAGUGAAGUGCAAUAGUAAGUGAAAUGGCUUACAGUAUGAACAUAAUAUCUACUGUCAGAGACGGUUACUUGGUAAUUUGUAAUAUG
Molecule: messenger RNA, 860 nt
Organism: Conger conger (European conger)
Lineage: Eukaryota; Metazoa; Chordata; Actinopteri; Anguilliformes; Congridae
Product: serine-rich and transmembrane domain-containing protein 1-like
Exons: 2
Coding region: 296-706 (136 amino acids)
Cellular component (GO): intracellular membrane-bounded organelle
Source: RefSeq, a predicted model, not a curated record